This is a messenger RNA of Nelumbo nucifera (sacred lotus), 2169 nucleotides long. NCBI's taxonomy places the organism in Eukaryota, Viridiplantae, Streptophyta, Magnoliopsida, Proteales, Nelumbonaceae. The record is from RefSeq and is a predicted model, not a curated record.
CAUCUUGUGCGUUUGACGUAAAGGAUAUUAGAAGACAUGUCUGCUAUGGUGGGCCCCGGUUCAUCAUCGUCUACACCAUAAGAAAACAUGAUAAGUUCAGCACCGUAGGAUCCUACUGCAAUACAACAAAUAGACGUUCUACAUCUAUGUGAAUGUAAUAACUUCCUACGUAUUUUCACAACGAAUAACGAAAUGUCUGAACUCUGAAGAGGCCGGAGGGGCGUACGUUAGUAGAAGCUGUACACAAUAUGCAUGGAUGGAUCCAUGGACAUUGUGUGCAUGUGGGUUCAAAGUCUACAAAGGUUGGAACGUCUGGAAUAGAAGAUUAGUCGGAAUUCUAAUGGCUGUGGCCAUCGUUUGUUUGCGUAGAACUGGAGAUGAUACCUCAACCUCAAGUUCAGAACCUGGCUUUGCUUCUGCACUAUUGCUCCAAGAGCAAGGCUCUUCACCGUGGUCUGGCUCUACACGCUUCAUUCAUCAAGUCUGGGUUUCAAUCAGACGUCUUUCUCUCCAACCAUGUCCUCAAUAUGUAUGCCAAGUGUAAAGAUGUUGUCGCCGCUCGUUGUGUGUUCGACGAAAUGUCCGAAAGAAACCUCGUGUCCUGGUCAGCUUUGAUUUCUGGAUAUGACCAAGCUGGGGAGCCUUCAAUGGCGCUUAAUCUCUUCUCCAUGAUGCAAAAUGAGCCCAACGAGUAUGUUUAUGCUAGCGUUAUUAAUGCCUGUGCCAGCCUCUUGGCACUUGCACAGGGGAAACAGGUUCAUGCCCGAUCGCUGAAAUCUGGCCAUAUGCCUAUUUCUUUUGUUUCUAAUGCGCUCAUCUCAUUGUACAUGAAGUGCGGCCUCUGCAAUGAUGCAUUGACCAUCUUUACCAGCAUAUCAGAACCUACUUCUGUCUCUUACAAUGCAAUGAUCACAGGUUUUGCAGAAAAUAUGCAACCACAAGGAAGUUUCGAGGUAUUCAAAUUCAUGCAUGGAAGUGGUAUUAGCAUGGAUCGUUUUACCUUCAUGGGUGUAUUAACAAUCUGUUCUGAUGUCAGAAACUUGUGGAGAGGAAUGGAAUUCCAUUGCCUGACGGUUAAGCUUGGGCUUGACACUACCCCAUCUAUUGGCAAUGCGAUUCUAAUCAUGUACUCAAAAUGCAACUUAAUUGAAGAGGCAAACAAGGCUUUUGAAUCAAUAGAAGAAAAAGAUGCAAUUUCAUGGAACACCUUUAUUGCUGCUUGUUCUCAAUGCGAAGAUCAUGCCAAGGGUUUGAGAACAUUUAGAGAGAUGGGAAGAGCCAUUGAUGUAAAACCUGAUGAUUUCACGUUUGCAAGCGUACUUGCUUCUUGUGCAGGUCUAGCUUCAAUCCGCCAUGGUGGUCAGGUUCAUGCUCACUUGAUGAGAACAAGGUUGAAUCAGGAUGUGGGAGUGGGUAAUGCCCUUGUCAACAUGUACGCCAAAUGCGGCUCCAUAGUAUAUGCAGAAACUGUCUUCAAUCAAAUGUUCGACCACAACCUUGUUUCAUGGAACACCAUGAUAGCCGGAUAUGGAAAUCAUGGACUAGGCAAAAGAGCUCUAGAAUUGUUUGAGCAGAUGAAGGAAAUGGAUAUAAAGCCAGAUUCGAUAACAUUCAUUGGACUUCUUACAGCUUGCAAUCAUGCAGGAUUGGUGGAACAAGGCAAGAGCUACUUCAAUUCCAUGAAAGAAGUUUAUGGGAUUUACCCUGAGGUAGAACAUUUGUCUUGCCUGAUUGAUCUAUUAGGGAGGGCUGGGAGACUGGAGGAGGCCGAAUGGUACAUGGACAGAUUUUGUUUCGAGAAUGACACGGUUGCUCUGGGGAGCUUGCUUUCUGCAUGUCGAUUGCAUGGGGAUGUUGUGGCUGGCGAGAGAGUGGCUGGCCGAAUUCUAGAUCUUCAACCUGUGACUAGUUCACCCUAUGUGCUUUUGUCCAACUUAUAUGCUUCAGAUAGGAGGUGGGAAGGUGUUGCUGAGGCUAGGAAGAUGUUGAAGGGCAGUGGGGUUAAGAAAGAGCCCGGCCAUAGCUUGAUUGAAAUUAAGGGGACCAUAGAAAAAUUUACAGUAGGGGAUUUUUCUCAUUUCAGGAUAGAAGAGGUGAAGGAUGUACUCAGAAGUUUAAGUUGGGCAGCUAAUGAGGAUUCUUUGUAAUUUUAGAAUUUAAUUCUUUCCA